CAGCACAGCAUCAGCCAGCCAGCAGCAGCCAGAUGCCGGCUCUUGACUCCGGCUGGAGGUUGGGGGCCCAAAUUGAGGGACGAUCGAGGAUGAUGAUUGCGUCUCUUCCUUCCUCAUUCCUAGAUUAUUAGUAUUAUUAUUAUUAUUAGACAGAGUUUUCGAGUGGAUAAGUAAAGAAGAGGUCAUGAUGAUUUCGACGGGGAUCAAUCUGGUGAUGACGGUGAUCGGAUUCGCCGUGAGUACGAUGUUCAUAGUGUUCGUGUGCACGAGGCUAAUAUGCGCCAGGAUUCAAUUGCGGGCCUCUAGGAGGAAUUUUCCGACCGCCUCCAGAUCCGAUCUCAGCGUCCUUGAACGUGGGCUUAAUGGAUUGGAACCGUUUGUCGUAGCAAGCUUUCCGACAAAGGAAUUUGGCAACCAUUUCUCAUCUGGUCAUGAUACUCAAGAUACCCUGUGCACCGUAUGUUUGGCGGAAUAUCAAGAAAGGGACAUUUUGCGCAUUCUUCCUUACUGUAGACAUGCUUUCCAUGUCACCUGUAUAGAUAUUUGGCUAAAGCAACAUUCAACAUGCCCUGUAUGUAGAAUAUCUUUACGUGAUUCUCCGGAUCGUAAAAGGGCAAUGCAACCAGUCUACAGUGAAGCUAUCAGAUCUCGAGAAAACUUUGAGUUGGAUUCUUACUACUAUUUGUAUGCAGACCAUAACUAUUCUGAAACAAUAGAAGGUAGCCAGAGAGCAGGAUAUAUUCAAGAGAACCAGUUCAGCUCGGAACAAUCUGAAGCAUCUGAGCCAGAGGUUGAUUGCAGUGUUAAGAUUGAUUGUUACCAUGAAAAUAAGGACAAGCUCAUAGAGAGCCCAUCAAAUACAUAGCAAUCCAAGGGUGUAGAGGUUGAAGUUGGCUUCUUGAAUCAGACUCUUUGCAGGUUGAGUGGGGGAAAAAGAACUCUUAAAAAUUGAUAUCAAGAUGCUGCAACUACCUGUAAUGAGUGGAAUUUCCUGUUCCCCAUGGUUCGCUGUAAAUAUUACAUUCCUUGUUAAUCCGUGGAGUGCAAGAGUCUGGAUCAUAAUUUUAAUUCACCUCCGCAGCCAAGAUUUAACAAUUUCAUGCGUGCUUUGACUUCAUCCAAAUCCUUUCCGUCUUGGUUCAAAGUUCGAUGGAAUCUGAUUCAGUCAAAUCCUUUCUUGAUCUUGCAGUUUAUCCCUGGCAGUAGCGCCACUGUUUCAUUCACAGUUCUGCCUAAAAAUGAGAUAGGUUGCAGUUACUUGGUUUCAUAUCAGCAAUCUCCGGCAGGGAUGAAAAGAGUCAUCAGUUAUGUAAGCAUAUGCUCGCAUGAUGCUCGAUCUUGAAAGCAGAUGGUAAAAGGUAUAAUCAAAACCGUUCCUUUUUAUCGCAAUGCUUGUUUUGUCGUAUCAUGGGAACUUCGGAACUUCUGGCGGUGCGUUAUGUUUCUUACCAUCUACGACUUUUUUAUUCUUUAAAAUCUGAUUUUGCCAGAUAUGCCUUCGACUAGGAAAAAAAAAAUGUAUUCUUCUGUGGGUUUUCACCAUAAUCUGUCAGCAUACCAUGAGCUUGAAGCCACCCCUCGCCCCCAUAAUUGAAAGUGUGGUCCUAGGCAUAAUUAAUACUCGCAAGAGAAUCAGAUUAGGGAGCUCGUCUUUUUUGGCGAUAUGUAUACACGGUUUCAUAUAUAUAUAUAUAUAUAUAUGUCUGUU
Molecule: messenger RNA, 1708 nt
Organism: Asparagus officinalis (garden asparagus)
Lineage: Eukaryota; Viridiplantae; Streptophyta; Magnoliopsida; Asparagales; Asparagaceae
Product: RING-H2 finger protein ATL68-like
Exons: 3
Coding region: 185-865 (226 amino acids)
Source: RefSeq, a predicted model, not a curated record